UUUCUCUUUUAUUCAAUCCCUUCUCAUCGAAGUUCUCUCUCUCUCUCUCUCUCUCUCUCUCCGCUGCUGCUGCUUAACGUGCGCCCCCAGAUCGCUCUGUGCAAGUUAUAGAGAUCCCGUUUUCGAAGCUUAUCGUGCGCUUCCUCUUCUUCCUCUCUUCUGAUUUUGAGGACUCUCUCUCUCUCUCUCUCUCUCUCUCUCUCUCUCCGCUCCUCUCUUUCUCUUAGGUUUCGAGAGAAAAGGUCUGAUGGCGGGGCGUUACGACGUCAAUCCGUUCGAUGAAGAGAACGUGAAUCCGUUUGCGAAUCCUGGCAGUGUCCCUCCUGCUUCAAAUUCAAGGCUUUCUCCUCUUCCUCCUGAACCUGCAGAUUUCUACUAUGAUCGUGGUGCUACGAUUGAUAUUCCUCUCGACACAUCAACAGAUCUAAAAAAGAAGGAGAAGGAACUCCAAGCCAAGGAAGCAGAAUUGAGGAAGAGGGAACAGGAUCUAAAACGGAGAGAAGAAGCAGCAGCACGGGCUGGAAUUGUUAUAGAGGAGAAAAAUUGGCCUUCAUUUUUCCCCAUUAUUCAUCAUGAUAUUGCAAACGAAAUACCAAUCCAUGUACAAAGGAUGCAGUAUCUUGCAUUUGCAACAUUAUUAGGAUUGUUUGCCAGCCUUCUGUGGAAUAUCAUAUCAGUUACUGCAGCCUGGAUUAAAGGGGAAGGUGUAAAAAUCUGGUUCCUGGCUAUUAUCUACUUCAUAGCAGGGGUUCCAGGAGCCUAUGUGUUGUGGUAUCGCCCUCUUUACCGUGCCAUGAGGAAGGAAAGUGCUUUGAAGUUUGGAUGGUUUUUCUUGUUUUACCUGCUCCAUAUUGGUUUCUGCAUCUUUGCUGCGGUGGCUCCUCCUAUUAUUUUCAAAGGGAAGUCUUUGACAGGUAUCUUGCCAGCAGUAGAUCUCGUCGGUGACCACGUUUUGGUUGGGAUCUUUUACUUCAUUGGCUUUGGAUUCUUCUGCCUUGAAUCGUUGCUCAGCAUCUGGGUUAUUCAGCAAGUUUACAUGUACUUCCGAGGGAGCGGCAAGGCUGCUGAGAUGAAGCGUGAGGCUGCCCGCGGUGCCAUGAGGGCAGCCUUUUGAUCUAGUUCUGGAACUUCAGAUGUCGACCUUACUGCUGCCAGAUGAAAAUACCAAAAUACCCCUCGAUGGGAGCCGAUAGAGAUUUUAUUAAUUAGGCUACACAUGUUCUGUAUCUUUGUGGUUUCUGUGAUAUCACUGCUUUUGCCAUGCUAGGGUGUGCAAGUAGAGAAACGGGUAGAGAUUUGUAAUCUUUUGUAAAGUAGAUUGGGUACAGCUUCUUUUAUUUGGCUUGAAUUGGUUUUAUAGCUUUCUUUUGGAAGUGCUCAUCUCUAAAUGCAUUCUGGUUUCAAGUGA
Magnolia sinica is the source of this 1408-nucleotide messenger RNA. RefSeq names its product secretory carrier-associated membrane protein 2-like. Gene Ontology annotation, cellular component: recycling endosome membrane; trans-Golgi network membrane. Gene Ontology annotation, biological process: protein transport. Bases 248 to 1114 code for a protein of 288 amino acids. Lineage: Eukaryota; Viridiplantae; Streptophyta; Magnoliopsida; Magnoliales; Magnoliaceae. The transcript has 12 exons. The record is from RefSeq and is a predicted model, not a curated record.